UUCCAACAUUUUUUUCCUCCCAGAUAUGAAUUGUGUUUUAUUCUUGCUACACAUACAUCCAGUGUUUAGGUGGAAUCGUUUAAAGUUUUUUGUGCAAAUAUAACAGUACCAUUCAAGACCUCCGCCCUUUUCCUGUACAACAAGGAGGUUUUUAUAGACUGUGUUCCUCAUUUUGCUUCUACAGUGUUCAAAGUGUGUCGAGAUGGAAGUACAGAACUCUUCUGGGCGUGCGUGGAUGAACUAGAAUGAUACUGGAUAUUAUCUGGGGUAGAGACUGAUGACAUUUGCUCUGCCACUGUUGGCUUACACUGGGGGAAAAAAUGCAUCAUAACCAAGGGGAACAGUCGGUCAAUCAAAUUACUGCGCAGCACGGGACAGCGCGCCACAGCGACUCCAGCAGCCAGGGGAGCAGCUUGGACAGCGACCUCACUGACCAGCCUCCUGCUUACUCUAAACUGGAGUUCAGGAGACAUGCAGUAACAGAUGACUAUAAGAUCACUGCUCAGGUUCUUGGCUUGGGCAUCAAUGGAAAAGUGCUGGAAUGUUAUUGCAAGAAGACAGGAGAGAAAUGUGCCCUCAAGGUUCUGUAUGAUACUCCUAAAGCCAGGCGUGAAGUGGAGCUGCACUGGCGAGUCUCCGGAGGUCCUCACGUCGUCCGGAUACUCAGCCUGUAUGAGAACGUACACCAGGGGAAGAAAUGUCUCCUCAUCAUAAUGGAGUGUAUGGAGGGAGGGGAGCUGUUCAGUCGCAUUCAGGCCAGAGGGGACCAGGCCUUCACAGAGAGAGAAGCAUCAGAGAUCAUGCAUGACAUCGGCUCAGCUAUAGACUAUCUCCACCACAUGGACAUUGCUCAUAGGGAUGUAAAGCCUGAAAACCUGCUCUACACCACCAAGGAGAGUAACGCUACACUAAAACUGUCUGACUUUGGCUUUGCGAAGGAAACAACACUGCACAAUUCCCUCCAAACUCCCUGUUACACUCCAUACUAUGUUGCCCCAGAAGUGCUAGGGCCAGAGAAAUAUGACAAAUCAUGUGACAUGUGGUCUCUGGGCGUCAUCAUGUACAUUCUGCUUUGUGGAUUUCCUCCAUUCUACUCAAACACAGGCCAGGCUAUCUCUCCAGGAAUGAAGCAGAGGAUUAGACUGGGCCAGUAUGAGUUCCCCAACCCUGAGUGGGCUGAAGUUUCUGAGGAAGCCAAACAGCUCAUCAUUCAGUUACUGAAGACAGACCCUAAUGAGAGGAUGACCAUUGGACAGUUCAUGAACCAUCCUUGGAUUAGUGAGUCAAUGGUGGUGCCUCCAACUCCUCUCCACACCUCUCGUGUUCUGACUGAGGAUAAGGAGCUUUGGGAUGAUGUGAAGGAGGAAAUGACCAGCGCUCUGGCCACCAUGCGUGUUGACUACGACCAGGUGAAGAUUAAAGACCUGGACACUUCCAACAACCCUCUGCUCAACAAGAGACGCAAGAGGCCCAUGCCUGCUGGGCCUGAAAGAGGAGGAGAUGGAGAUGAAGUAGUGAAUAACAGUAAUAGAGAAGUUACAUUUUCUGAAGAGCACGGGGAAAUGAUUAUUGGACAUAAGUAGUAUCAAGCUAUGAAAGCCAAAGUUAGCAAUAUUUUCCCAUGUAUGCCACUUGUAUUUUACUUAGUUCUUUUCUUUCUUCUGUAUCACUGCACUCAAUAGUCUUAUGAAUGUGAUGUAUUUUGAUUGUUCUUCUUUAACAAAAUAAAACAGUGUUUUUUGUU
Molecule: messenger RNA, 1744 nt
Organism: Scomber japonicus (chub mackerel)
Lineage: Eukaryota; Metazoa; Chordata; Actinopteri; Scombriformes; Scombridae
Product: MAP kinase-activated protein kinase 2-like
Exons: 10
Coding region: 321-1583 (420 amino acids)
Biological process (GO): toll-like receptor signaling pathway; intracellular signal transduction; response to cytokine
Cellular component (GO): cytoplasm; nucleus
Molecular function (GO): calcium-dependent protein serine/threonine kinase activity; mitogen-activated protein kinase binding; calmodulin binding
Source: RefSeq, a predicted model, not a curated record